Molecule: messenger RNA, 3167 nt
Organism: Mugil cephalus (flathead mullet)
Lineage: Eukaryota; Metazoa; Chordata; Actinopteri; Mugiliformes; Mugilidae
Gene: zdhhc8a
Product: zinc finger DHHC-type palmitoyltransferase 8a
Exons: 10
Coding region: 352-2697 (781 amino acids)
Biological process (GO): protein palmitoylation
Molecular function (GO): palmitoyltransferase activity
Source: RefSeq, a predicted model, not a curated record
GCUGCUGAUCAGAUGACAGCCGUGGUCUGAGUGUAGUGGUGCUUCACGUCAUUCAUGAGUAAAAGCACCACCUUUGGGACAGACGAGAGAAAGGCGGCAUCUGUGCGCUGCUGCCUGACGAGACGAGACGAGAUGCAGGAGUGCGCAGCGGUGCCUGCGGGGCUUUUUAUUUCUUUUGGGCUUUUGAAGAAACGCUUCUCUUCCUACGAUUUAUUAUGUUUUUUCGGCGGUCUGUGAUUCGCGAGGCUCCCCGUCCGACGCGCGCACACGCGAGGAAGCACUUUGGCGGCGCGUUUUUUGCCGUCGCUUUGGUAUUUGGUAUGAGACGCGGAUGAGCGUGGAGAGGACAGGAUGCCCGCCAGCGGCGCAGACUCCCUGAAGCCCAGCGCCUUUAUCCCAGUGUGCACGGCCGCCUGCCUCCUAGUCGGCUCUACCUCCCUGUUCUUCGUCUUCACAUGCCCGUGGCUGGCUGUGACCAUCUGCCCUGCUGUGCCGCCAUGCUGUGCCGUCCUUUUCCUUUUUGUGCUGGCCAACUUCACCAUGGCAACCUUCAUGGAUGCCGGUGUGCUCCCGAUGGCCGGCGAGGAUGAAGACAAGGACGACGAGUUCCGCGCUCCGCUGUACAAGAACGUGGACGUGAGGGGCGUCCAGGUGCGCAUGAAGUGGUGCGCGUCGUGCCACUUUUACAGGCCUCCGCGCUGCUCCCACUGCAGCGUCUGUGACCACUGCGUGGAGGACUUUGACCAUCACUGUCCCUGGGUGAACAACUGCAUCGGGAGGCGAAACUACCGCUACUUCUUUCUGUUUCUGCUGUCGCUGACGUUUCACAUGAUCGCCGUCUUCGCGUUUGGCCUCAUAUACGUCCUGCACCACAUGGACGAGUUAUGGAAGCUGCACUGCACUGUCACUCUGGUAGUGAUCAGCAUAUCCGGGCUGUUUCUUAUCCCCGUCCUGGGUCUCACCGGAUUCCACUUGUAUCUGGUAUCCAGAGGACGCACCACCAAUGAACAAGUGACGGGGAAGUUUCAAGGGGGAGUCAAUCCUUUUACUCGAGGUUGCUGUAACAACCUGGAAUAUCUGGUGUGCAGUCCUAUGUCUCCAAAGUACACAGAAAGACCCCGCAAGAAAACGGUCGUCCACGUCGAGCCUCCGUUCCUCAGGCCCGAGGUUGACAGACAGAUGCAAGUGAAAGCCAGGGACAACGGGAUAGAGAUUCAUGAUCUGCAAAAUAAACGAAACUCAGCCGGAGCUGUCGAGUUGUCAGACAUCAAACAGGCGAGAACUCCACCGCCGCUGCCUCCCAAACCAGGACAUGGCCUCCUGAAAAGUCAAGUGGAUGCAAUGGAUGAUGUGGAUCAUCACACCAAAACCAUCAUUCCUGUUUCCAUUCCCACCGUGCCACAGCUACGGCCAGUCCUAGAGGCCAUAUCCAGAGGUUCAUCGCCCAUUCCUCCAGAGCAGUUGCUUAAGGCGUCAGAGCAGCAAGGGCUCAACAAAAGUCCCGACUUCCGGCAUCAGUCAAGAGAAAGCCCUGGGAGAGGAGGCCCGUCUGUCCAUCCUCACUUCCAGACCAGCUCGCUGCAGCUCAACUCCCGCUCGCUCACCUUGAAACACAGCGGUCGCCAAGGCAACAAAUCCCAGCUGCCUGCCAUGUACGCCGAUGGUUUGGGUUCGUCCAGCCUGCUGGCCAAUCACAGCAGUAGCAGCAACAGCAGCCUCACCUAUGAUCACCUCGUCAACCCUGCCGACCCUCAGUUCAUGGCUCAGAGAGGGGCCCCUCCGGUCAGCUACCUCCCUCACUUCAUGGCCCUGGGCACAGAUGGGACAGCAGUGCAGCGGCCGCCUCCUCACACCUACAGCCCUGUGUUCAUGGGCGUGACCCGGCAGUCUCCUCAGCCUCGAGAAUCCUCACCUUCUUUGCAGGGCCUCACCUCAAGGGAUCCCUCGCCUUCGUUCCAAGGCUUCAUUCAAAGAGACUCAUCUCCUUCUUUUCAAGGGCUGAUGCCGAGAGACCUCGCGUCCCACAGCGUGGCGUCGCGAGACAUUCCCCCUCCAGGCGUGGUGCUGCGAGACAGCCUUCGAGACAGCCUGAGGGAUCUUGUUGCACAGGACGUGACGCUGCCGAAGUCUGCCGCCGCGCGCUACGACAACUUCUCCAAAACCAUCAUGGCUUCCCUUCACGAGAGACGGGAGCUGGAGGACAGGGAGAGGAUGCUCCGUCUUCAAGCCAGGUCCCAGGCGCUCUACGGCCCAGACAUGGGGAUCUACGACAUCCCCAGCAGGAGGAGUCUACCUCCUGAGAGCAUUCGACCUCCGGGCUCCCGCGGACCAACUCCCCCAGCCUACGGCUCCAGGGAGUUCCUCAUGAGUACAGGCAUUAUAGGUUACGGCAUGAGGACCUCGCCCCUCUCCAGCUCCUCUACGUCGUCGCUGACUCGUGGUCCGAAGACCUCCAGCUCUCCUCUGCAGAGCAGCAGCAGCAGCAGCCUUCAAAGCAAGGGCAGGUCAUCGUCCCCGGCCUACUGCCCUCCUGAGAGGCAGACACAAGCCCUCCCUUCUUCUACAUCCACCCUACCUCGUCUAUCCUCCUCCGCCACUUCCACCCCUCCGUACACGUCAUACGCCACCACAAAACGUUCCUCUCUCCCAUUCUCCUCCGAGGGGAAGGACUCUGUCACGCUGGGAGCCCUGAAAUAAAUAAAAAAAAAUCUGUGUUUCUGGUGGUGUGAAUGAAUCAUCUAUGCAGUGUUAGCCUCAGUCCUCACGGCGCUGUAAUCUUUUGUAAAUAGGAGGCCAUUUGGGACUUUCCUGCGUGGGAAAGUGUCUCUGUGGGAAAAAAAAAAAAUCCAAAUAUACAGCAAUGUAUAAACUCCAUUAUUUAUGCAAGGUCGUGGAAGUUUGAACAAAUUAAAAAAAAAAAGUCAAUCAAAUCUCAGGAUAGCCGUGCCUCCUCUCACAGACAGAGGGAGCUCUAAUAAGCUCAGUCAAAGCAGAAGAGCUAUGUAAAGAACAAAGAUUAACUUAUUCUCUGUUUGUUUGUGUUUUUAUAUUGCUUUUGUGAAACGGCGUGAUACCACAUCAUCUAAUUUAUCUCCUGUCGAGAAUAAACCCUCGUUUAAUAGAAUUUUGUAGUUGUUUAUAUGAAUAAACUUAUUUUGUAAUUUCCA